Molecule: messenger RNA, 2253 nt
Organism: Botrytis cinerea B05.10
Lineage: Eukaryota; Fungi; Ascomycota; Leotiomycetes; Helotiales; Sclerotiniaceae
Exons: 3
Coding region: 139-2097 (652 amino acids)
Biological process (GO): negative regulation of transcription by RNA polymerase II
Cellular component (GO): nucleus
Molecular function (GO): DNA-binding transcription factor activity, RNA polymerase II-specific; RNA polymerase II transcription regulatory region sequence-specific DNA binding
Source: RefSeq, a predicted model, not a curated record
GACCACUUAUUUGUUUACGAUCGUUGUAUCGGUCAUUAAUAUUCAUGUAUAAAUAAUUAAUUGUUGCAUAUUUGGAUACUAAUUAAUAGGAAAUUCUUCGCAUUAUCGAUUAAACGUAUCAAAUCGCAACACCUCAAGAUGGCAAAAGGACUUGCAGAAUACAUUACUAGUUACUUUCGAAAAACACCACAAGUUCGACAGUCUUCAAGACAAUCAAUAGAACUUAACGUAGUAGAUGCCAACGGGGUACCCUUGACUCCUCCAAGGGCCAAUCAAAUUUUGCAUGAGAUUGAGACUGGAGUAUAUAUGUGUCCCUUCUGCCACAAUAAUUUUAGAGCUGACAUAGCGGAGAUCUGGCACUGUCAUCGCUGCUAUUACGCCUAUCAUCCUGGCUGUGUUAUUCCCUGGGCCAUGAGAUCGGCCCAAUCACGAAAUAACUGCUGGAAUUGUCCCACAUGCAUGCUUGAACAUAGCAGCCUCCCGCUUCCGUCUUGCUGGUGUAGAAAACAUAAUUCCAAAACUAUGAGGAUUCACGCAGGUAGCUGUGGUCAAUCUUGUUCACAAAAAAAGCGUUGUGGUACUCGUCUCAACUGCCCCACGUAUAUAUGCUCAGCAAUAUGUCAUCCUGGACCAUGCGUCAAAAAUGAAUGCACAGAUAACUGCGGACAGGAGAUUCCUCAAGACCUUGCAAGUCCACACCGAACAGCUUUAGACGACAGAUCAAAUGACAUUCGGGAACAAUUUCUUGAUUCAAUUGGCUUUCCCUUAAAAAAUCUUUGGUCUCUCAUACUUUUCGCCUUAGUUUUUGGUUCUUUUGAAAUUUUCUGGGCCGUAAAUCGUGUUCGGCGAUUUACAAAACCGCUCGAAAAUCAAAAAUUCACGGAAGGGAACCUGCGUACGCAAGAGCAAAGUUUCUGUUUCGUAGCUGCUGCUGCUCUCUUUCCGAUUAAAUUUUCUCUCUGGGGCACAGCUUUGCGCGGCAUUAAUCGGUGUUUGAGGAUCUGUCUAGGUUUCAGUGCAUCGAGACAAUUGCCGACACCUUCUUAUAUCUCAUGGAGAAAGACGAAAGUCAUCACUGCCAAGGUGGUUUUUACUAUCUUGGGUGCUAUAUUCAUUAUUUUUGUCUUUUGUGUUCCAGCGGUAUUAUUCUUUGGACCAGGCCGCUACUGGAUGGUUCAAACGAGUGGCACAUGCGAUAGCUUCGACACACGUGUCAAACUCUCUGACCCAUCUGUCGAUUACUUCGGCCUUCAUAACAGAACAACAAAAGACACAAGAUUUCCCCUUGACUAUUUUUACACUCAAACGCCUGGUACAUACCGUUAUGCCUCCUGGAAAGAUUAUGAAUCAUACAAAUCUGGUACUGAUCUCUUCAAUAUCACCAGAAUAAACAAUACAAUUCUACACAACCAAAAAUCAUCAAGCAGUGAACCAUUCGAUCAAUUCUGGCGCAUCAUGGGGAAAUUCGGCGACAAACCCAUACAUAAGGAUUUUGAUCUCUUGCAUCGCUCUUGGCGUCUGAAAGAAGGAAUCAUAGUAAUCGACUCUGAAGAUCCCAGUUCUUCUUUCUACAAAGGAGGAGCUUUAUUUGACCGCCUCAAGCCAGGAGAAAUCUAUGACUCAAACAAAACCGCCCAUCUAAUUCCCAAUUUCGAGAUCGCAAUUCAAAAUCUUCGGGAUGUACGCAAUGGAACAUGGACAGCUACCGAUUCUGAGAACAUGGAGCUUGUACUUCCCGAGUUGGAUUUACAUAUUCCCUUGUGGGGACUCUUCGAGAAACAUUGUGUAUAUCAAAGUCUCAUGAGGGUUUUCCGAAAGCCAACUGAGGAUAGUCGGAAAACUUGGAGUACUUGGAGCAGAGUUAGUAAUAGGGAGGAAGUCAUGAGAACUGCGAGUUUUGGGUAUGGAGGAAAUGAUGGACUGGAAGUUUGUGUGAGGAGGAGAGAAUAUGAGUGGACUACUGAUGGGGUUACAGUGAUGGAACCAGGGUUGGGAGAGGAUCUUCUGGUGCCGUUGGGGUUGAUGGCUGUGGUAAGGAGGAGUAUGAGAGUGGAACAGAAGAAGGUAACGGAUGCGUGUCAUUGGCCGGAGCUAUGAGAAGUUUGGAUGCUUUUGGUGUUUUUGGUGAUUAUUCUUGAUGUGUGUUUGGGUGAGCAAAAAACUGAUUGAGAUACAUCGGCUAAGAGGCUACAGAGUUCUGAUUUUCAUGGUCGCUUGUGUGACAAAGCGAAUAUAUCUCAUAAUGAGUUAGCG